Molecule: messenger RNA, 1529 nt
Organism: Coccinella septempunctata (seven-spotted ladybird)
Lineage: Eukaryota; Metazoa; Arthropoda; Insecta; Coleoptera; Coccinellidae
Gene: Spred
Product: sprouty-related, EVH1 domain-containing protein 2
Exons: 6
Coding region: 125-1267 (380 amino acids)
Biological process (GO): negative regulation of MAPK cascade; multicellular organism development
Cellular component (GO): membrane
Molecular function (GO): protein kinase binding
Source: RefSeq, a predicted model, not a curated record
ACAAUCAACUGUAAUAGUUCAAUGAUUGUCUCUGAGUUGUUAAGGUUGGUUUGAUGUUGUGUAAAAAUGUGGUUGUCAAACAACAAAUUCAUCCGCAGUAUUAGGAUAUUCAUCAAAACAAAUCAUGAUCGACCCGUGUGAGGAUGGCAAUUAUUUGGUGCGCGUUCGGGCUCAGGUGAUGUCUAGAGAUGACAGUUCCGGUGGUUGGGUACCCCUGGGUGGAGGAGGACUCAGCAACGUCUCUGUACGGAAGAGACUUCGACCCUGUCCCGCCACCACGGGUGAGCAGGAUGCACCUGCUCCAUCCAAACAGAAGCACGAGUAUCUUAUAUUUGGAAAGAGGAUCAGUGAUCAAAAUGUUGUAUUGAGUUGCACCAUCAAAAAGGAUUUCGAAUACAACAAGGUCAUGCCUACCUUUCAUCAUUGGAAAACUGGAGACAAAAAAUUUGGACUCACCUUCCAAACGGCUGCUGAUGCUAGGGCUUUCGACAAAGGAGUGAGGACUGCUGUAGAAGAAUUGCUGGACGGUUUUGCUGGUUCUUCUCCUCCACCUUUCUCGAAAUUUCCAAAAGAUGUUGGAGACGAUGAAGUUUUCAUGACAUUGAACCUGCCACAAGAACCAAAGGAUUCGAGGAGCUCGAGCGACUCUAGUACAAAAGGUAUCGAUUAUCUUCAUAAAAUCACCUAUCUUAACGUAAAGGAUAAACCUCAACCGCCGGAGCCUAGACAACCCAUUUUCGAGCCAAUGAAAGGCGAUAAAGGAGACAAUUAUUCGUAUGUCCAACUGGCAGUCCACGACUACAACUACCCGAUUUUGGAAGAUCAGAGGCCCAGGGACUUCGAGGACGACUUAAAAAAACGCAACACGGAACUCGUGCAGCCGCUUCCCAUUUUACCCGCAAAAAAGAACGCGCAGGGCAGGGCCCAAAUGACGUGCAAAUAUUGUAACGAGCUCUAUUUCGAGGACGGUAAUCCGAGGGGUUCGUGUGAAUAUGGGCCGGAUUGUUGGAAAUCCACCAUAAAUAAGUUGACUUGCAUGGGUUGCGUUCACUGCGUGUGUUACCAUUGUGCUGCUGACGCUGAAGGGGAGUUUGCUCCUCAGCCUUGUGCUUGUGACUGCGUCAAUGACGAAUCGUGCGUGAGAAGGUGGAUCUGUUUAACUUUCUUAUCAAUUUUCUUGCCGUGUUUAUGGUGCUAUCCACCUCUGAAGAUGUGCCAUUGGUGCGGGAUGAAGUUGGGUGUUUGUGGUGCAAGACACAGCAUGUGAAAGGAAAAUCGUUAUAUUUUGCGAUAUUAGUCUUACUGAAAUUUACCCUGCAUGUCAUAAGAACAGAAACGUCAAGUUCUUCAUAUUUGUCAUUCCUUCAUGUCUUGGUGAGGAAUUUCCUGAAUUUCUCUUCCUCAGGAAAUUAAACAAAAAAAAAAGAUUUGUUUAUAAAAUGCAACAUCUAUACCAAAGGAGUUCGAAUUUUAUCAUUAUGUAAAUAGUUGCGGGUUGCAUUUUGAAAUAUAAAUUAUUUAAAUGGAAA